Messenger RNA from Cordyceps militaris CM01, 990 nucleotides. RefSeq lists its product as uncharacterized. NCBI's taxonomy places the organism in Eukaryota, Fungi, Ascomycota, Sordariomycetes, Hypocreales, Cordycipitaceae. Bases 1 to 990 code for a protein of 329 amino acids. The record is from RefSeq and is a predicted model, not a curated record. Gene Ontology annotation, cellular component: nucleus. The transcript has a single exon.
AUGCCUCAAGAUCCAAAUCUCUACGGGCAGCGGCCCAAGAAGAAGCCGCGCAAGGAUGCCGCCCAUUCAUCCUCCCUGGACUUUACAGCGCAGCUGACCUCGCUUAUGGCAUCGUCUGGCGGCUCGUCAAGGGCCACCACCGCCGGCCGCGCCCGCCCUUCCAAGGAGCCCAAGGACGACCUGUUUCGCACCCACACGGCCCGGAAGCGGGAAGCAGAAACACGCGCCCAGGAUGAGAAACUCGUCCUCAAAGACGUCACCGGGACCGAGGAUGAGUCGCGCGAGCGAGCCCGCGCGAAGCGCAACAUGGAGAACAAGGCGCGCCUCUACGCAGCGAUGAAACGAGGCGACUACGUGCCGCAGGACAAUGAGGCGGGCCCCCUGAUUGACUUUGACCGCAAAUGGGCCGAGAACGACGAAGGCAAGGACCUUUCCGACCUCAGCUCCUCCGGCGACGAGGCGGCGGCGGACGGCGGGGACGACGAGAUGAUGGAGUACGAGGACGAGUUUGGCCGCCUGCGGCACGGCACGCGCGCCGACAAGGAGCGCAUGGAGCGGCGCGCGCGGCGCGGCCUGCUCGGCGCCGAGGAGCUGGACCGCAUGUCGGCGCGCCCGGCGGCACCGAGCCAGCUCAUCCACGGCGACGCCAUCCAGGCCAUGGCGUUUGCGCCCGACGACCCGGAGCAGAUGGAGGCGCUGGCGCGCAAGCGCGACCGCAGCGUGACGCCGCCCCCGAUGAAGCACUACGAGGCCGACAAGGAGGUCCGCACCAAGGGCGUCGGCUUCUACCAGUUCAGCCGCGACGAGGCCACGCGGCAGGCCGAGAUGGCUGCCCUCGAAGAGGAGCGCACGCGCACCGAGGCGCGCCGCCAGCAGGGCGAGGACCGCAAGGCCGCGCGGAGGAGGGAGAUGGAGGAGCGCAGAAGGGAAAUGGCCGCGAGGAGAGCGACGAAGCAGGCGGAUAGCUUCCUGAGCGGCUUGGGGGAGUAG